CAUCAAAAAUUAUUCAAGUAUUUGGUUUAGUUUGAUCGUAGCUGUUUUGACGAAAUUUUCAGAUGUCCUCUGGCAAUAAUUUGUAUUUAUUUCUUUAUAAAAAAUAACAAAAUUUUAGUUUUUAAUAUUUAAAAUGCCACGAUGUGGAAACCUGUUCCGCAGAAACAAAAAGCGGGCAGAGCCACCUGAGGAGCCUCCACCUCCGGAAAACCAUGAAAAUUUAAUGGAAAAAAUGCCUUUGAAAGCGGAAGAAGGCGAAAUGAAGACAUACUUCCACGUGGGACUCAUGGCUAAGAUGUGCCUCAUCAGUGGCUACAAGAACGGCCCGUGGAAGCUCCUGACCACUACAAAGACGGAAGAGGAUCUUUUUCUGAGCAGUUUCGGUGAGGGUUAUCCGUCCAUGAACGACGUUUACGGUGGAAUCGAGGCGUACAAGGAAUUUGGAAACUUUCAUACCGCCCUCGCCUGGCUAACCGAUGAACUUCUCCUCGCUGACAUUGGGGCGCGUGGCGAAGCCCUCGAGGGGAAGUGGAAGGUCAUCCUGAAAUCAUCAUUUGGUAUAAGCGAAGAGCGUAAACUUGAUUACCUUUGCAAGUGUAAGUUGGACAUUGAUCGUAAUCCGAUCAGAAUGGAACUUGUGGUGCCCAUUUAUAAAGAACCAUUAUUGUUGGGCUAUCUUACGCUGACUCCCGUGGAGAACUUUAUCCUGGGCUGUCGUGGAGCUUACGACUGGGAGAAUAAAAAGAUUAUCCGUCACGCCCUUUGUGCCGGGUUUCAAAAUGAAUCCACUGAAGUGGGCCUGAAACUGGAGAACUUUAAGGAAGUCCGCGGAUCAAUAUUUCAAAAAAUUGGAGAGCAGUGGGCCGUGGCCUUAAAGGCAAAUCUUUACGGCGAAGAGGUGGACGCUCGAAAAAUUAUAGUUGGAUGCCAGUACGAGUUCGAACCUGGGCACAUGCUGAAGGCUAGAGUCCGCGGAGACACCUUCGUGGGCCUAGUCUAUCAGAAGAAAUUGCGGGAAGAUGUGGAAAUGCUGUUUCACGGUGGAAUCGAAGCAAGAGAUCCACUCAACGGAAAUUAUUCAAUUGGUACUUCCUGGGUUUUCAAUAUAUAGUCCCUGAUACAAAUUGGCAUGUGCUUGUAACUAUUUAAACA
Messenger RNA from Drosophila bipectinata, 1152 nucleotides. RefSeq names its product voltage-dependent anion-selective channel-like. Gene Ontology annotation, biological process: monoatomic anion transmembrane transport. Gene Ontology annotation, molecular function: voltage-gated monoatomic anion channel activity. NCBI's taxonomy places the organism in Eukaryota, Metazoa, Arthropoda, Insecta, Diptera, Drosophilidae. The record is from RefSeq and is a predicted model, not a curated record. Gene Ontology annotation, cellular component: mitochondrial outer membrane.